GUAACAACAUCCGGGCAUGUUCGCGUCCCUGGUCACCAGACAUUUAGCGGAAAACUGUAGAAAAAGUUUCUGUUGACAGGCGGGUUUUUUUUAAUGAAAUAACCACCAUAUCUUGUUGUCGUGAAACGGCUGAAGAAUAUCACACGAUGGAAAUGAUCAGAGGUAGUUUAGAUGACAUUUCCCGACCUGCGUCGUGCGAGCACACAGGCAGCCGUGUGUCCAGCGUGUCGUUGCCUCACACUGACAGAAUCUGUCCCUCAACUCCCUUCGCCCUUGAGGUUUUGACCAGCGAUGCUGCUGAUGUCCAGAACCGACGCAGGUCUGAAGAGACUAUUAUCACCUCCUCAGCCUGUGCUCCUGACCAAGUAGGCCAGUGUCACACUCGUGUUACAGAUGAGGAGAAGGAAGACUCAGAGCUCCAGAGAGCCAUUGAGGAAAUGAGACGUCUGGAUGAAAUACUGUCUGUACAGAUCUGCAAAGAAAAAGAAGUCAAGCGUCAAAGGAAGGAACUUCAAACCAAACUCUGGCAAGAACUUCUGCAGAAUAAGCCUGAAGGUCACUCUGGAUGUGCCCACGAAGCUUUGAACACAAGACUGUUUUUAUCUCUUGAAGCAGUCAGGGGGACAGAAGAAGAUGAAGAGGAUUUCGUUGUGCCUGUCUUUGAAACUCAGGUUCCUGACGGUGACCAUGACAGACACAGCCAACAUCUGGGGCAUUGGGAAAAGUCACCAGGCAACUCGACAGAAUCACUCGAGACUGGUGCAGAGCAAUGUGAAGCCGGCCACUGUGGAGCUUCCAGAGGCAAGAAAAAACAGAAGGACUUUGUCAAGAGAAACAUCGAGCUUGCAAGUGGUGAUGGGGGCCAAGUGCAUUUGACCCAGGGGGAGAAUCAGCGUCUGGCCGAGCUCCUCCGACAAAUAGACGAAGAGGAAGAGGAUAGUGCCAGAGGUGCAGACAGCGAGGAGGACAUGUGGGCUGUGUCAGUCUUGUCAGGACAAGGUUACACCCCAGAGCCCUCUGACCUGGAGCAGCUGAUUGACAUCGACUCCAAAAUGCGCCUUCUCCUCCCCGUUGAAGAAUUUGUCUCGGUGCAAAGUUCCUACACAAACUUAAGCGUGUCCCAGAUGAUAAGAAUUCUCAAUGGAGAGCAUCACAGUGAUUCCGUGGUUAGCACUGUCUCCUCACUGCAGACGUUUAUAAGUCCUCCCUGUGUCUGCGUGGGUUUUCUGCGGGUUCUCUGGCUGCCUCCCACAGUCCAAAGACGUGCAGCUUAGUUAUGGAGAGUCUAACUCGUCCGUAGGUGUGAAUAUGACAACAGGAUAACAGGAUAAUGGAUGGAAUCCUCAAUGGACCUAGACUGAUAAGUUUCGCCUGGCAGAUACAUCUGUCAACAUCUGGUUAUUUCAGAUUCACUGUAUGCUCCGGACGAUAGGUAAAAAUAAAAAUGAGGAACAUUUAGAACAAAGUUGCCAAACUGAUUUGUCAAAGACAUUAUUUAUCAGAUUAUUAUUAAUCACAUUUUUUAUAUGUUUUAUUCACAAAUAUCAAUAUCAGUAUUUGCCUAAAGUGAUUAUUGUGCAGCACGAGGUUCAGACACAAUCGGUCACUCAAAAUGUAUUCAUAAUAUGCCAAUGAUCGGAAUAAUUCGGGAUUUUGGAUUACUGGUUGGACAGAAGAAGCAGUCUGAUGACCUCAAGCCUGGGUUCUGGCAAACUAUGAUGGACAUACUGAAUUACUGCUUGAUUGAUUUAUUGAAAAAGAUUAUUGGCAGAUUAAUUUACUGUGUAUAUAAUCAUUAGUUGCAGAUCUAGCAGCACAAAGCACUGCAGCAGAACACAUAGGUGAAGAUUCAGUGUCAGCAGGGGGAUUCGGGAGAAUAUGAUCGAUCCUCUGAGAAUUGACUGAGCCCAACCAGAUGUUUAGAUGAGGACAUGAGUGCUUCUUGAAAUUCCACAAUAAAAA
Messenger RNA from Scophthalmus maximus (turbot), 1962 nucleotides. RefSeq names its product fibrous sheath interacting protein 1 (gene fsip1). Bases 147 to 1274 code for a protein of 375 amino acids. The record is from RefSeq and is a predicted model, not a curated record. The transcript has 9 exons. Lineage: Eukaryota; Metazoa; Chordata; Actinopteri; Pleuronectiformes; Scophthalmidae.